Messenger RNA from Aspergillus bombycis, 1095 nucleotides. RefSeq names its product fungal specific transcription factor domain-containing protein. NCBI's taxonomy places the organism in Eukaryota, Fungi, Ascomycota, Eurotiomycetes, Eurotiales, Aspergillaceae. Bases 1 to 1095 code for a protein of 364 amino acids. The transcript is spliced from 6 exons. The record is from RefSeq and is a predicted model, not a curated record.
AUGGUUCUGGAGAAUUUCCAGAAAUUUCAUGACAACGGAACCACCACAGUUACACAGUCCAAGGUCGCAAGGCCCACUGUGGUGCGAAAGAAAUUUGCGAAGCCACCAGUCAAAGUAGCAUGUCUAGCCUGGUACGUUAUUCCUUUGCUUUAUGAUUCUGGUCAUUACCCCGGAGGUCAACGCCCGGUUUUUGGGAUCUGGACUACGACCAUGCACCGUUCGUGCUUCAAGGACACGCUGCGAUGGACAAGUUCCUUGUUCCAAUCGCCCGGAUUCGAUGAAUCGACGGGCAUGUUUGGCCAAAUCGAUGGGCUGUCGGUACCAGGAGCCGGGCUGAGAAGCUUGGAUUUCCCGUCGGAUGUUCAAUCAAUGUUCGCUGACCUCUUUAUCCCCCAUGAGGCUGGUCAUCCACCUGCACAAAUGGAGCCAACGCCGUCGCCGUCCAACAUAUCAACUCAGUCAUUGGUAAGGACAUACGGCUCUGAACACGACAUACUCAACGCCUACUACGACUUUAUUCAUCAUUAUUUCCCGAUUCUUCCGCCCAGGGCAGCUCCGGCCUCUCCAGACAGACCACUAGAUGCGGUUGGUUCAUAUUCCGAAUCCCCGACAGAAGAACCUCUUCUAUUGUACAGACCACGGUCCCCUCUUAGCCUUGCUUUGUCGGCAGUAUUGGCCCUCAUCCCCCAUCCAAGUGACUUGGAGCCUUCGUCUCCUGCCUCUGUUAUCCGGCGUAGGACAUAUGCACAUACGUUCUCCCAAUUGGCCAACUCCAGCAUCGAAACAGAUUGUGAGCUCCAUGCCUCUUCUACCGACCCUGCACAGGCGCUUUCAAGCGAACGCCCUCUUAUCAAUAGAGAGAACUUCCAUCCCCAUACACCCGUGGAACUCGAAUCUAUUCUUGCGCUCUUGGUUCUCUCCGUGUACGAAUACACGCAGCGGGGAAACCUGCUUAAGAUGCGAUAUCGUGCGGGCCAGGCAUUGGCGAUCGCGCUAGACAUGUCUCUGCAUUCUUUGGGAGAAGAGUACGAUGAAUUCGCGGAAGCUCGAAGAAGAGCUUGGUGGAUGACGGGUCGAUUGUCAGCACAACAGUGA